AUGUGGAUCCUGCAACAGUUGUUUCAUCGCUCGCGAGCAUGCUUGCAGGAAUCUGAAGCUCUCAUUGGUUUGACGUGUUGCAAAACAGCUACUCCGGGCGUUGUCAAGGUCUUCCCAAACAGAAUGCUGCAACUCCAGACAACGCACUCGUGGGAUUUCGUUGGAACGCCGAACGUAACAGUUCCUUCCAAGAAUGAAUCCAAAACGCUGCCCGCAGCAGCUGAUGUUAUCGUUGGAGUUCUAGACACAGGUGUCUGGCCCGAAUCCAAGAGCUUUUCCGAUGCUGGGAUGAGCGAAGUACCAGCGCGAUGGAAAGGAACCUUUCAAGCUCACCUUUUUCAAAAAAAGAUCUAUAACGUGUUCAUCAGGAAGUUGAUUGGAGCUCGCAACUACUUGACCGAUGGCGAGUUCAAAAACGCGAGGGACGACGCCGGGCACGGAACACACACAACUUCCACCAUCGGCGGAGCUCUCGUUCCUCAAGUGAGUGAGUUUGGACUGGGAGCCGGAACAGCGAGAGGAGGAUUUCCAGGUGCCAGAGUCGCAAUGUACAGAGUUUGUUCCGAAGCAGGUUGUGCCAGCGACGCCAUCCUUGCUGCAUUCGACGAUGCCAUCGAUGACGGCGUAGAUAUCUUAUCGUUGUCUCUCGGAGGAUUACCUUUAGCUUAUGACGAGGACCCCAUUGCGAUCGGUUCGUUCCACGCCAUAGAAAGGAAAAUCUUGGUAUCAUGCGCGGGAGGAAACUCCGGGCCGGCUGCAUCCUCUGUGUCCAAUGGUGCACCUUGGAUUCUCACGGUCGCUGCAAGCACUAUAGACAGACAUUUUUCAGUAGACAUCAAACUCGGCAACGAUAAAACUCUACAGGUAAGAAAGAACUCUCUUUUUCUUUGUCUUGUGACGGUUCUGGAUCCGGCAAAAGUAAAAGGAAAGAUUAUUGUGUGCGAAUUUGAUCCUUUGGUGAUCCCGACAAUCAUACUCUUAAAAAGCCUCAACAACUGGGGAGCUGCUGGAGUGAUCCUCGGGAAUGAUGUGAUCGCGGAUAUAGUACGAUACUUCCCUCUGCCAGGAGCUUUCAUCAAGAAAGCAGCGUUGAAAGAUCUGCUUGCCUACACGAGUUCAAGGUAUAUAUACGUACCUCACCCCUCGGUUUCUUUUGGUAACAGUUUUUGCUUUUGGCAGCCCGAUAUCACCGCACCGGGUGUAAAUAUUUUAGCAGCAUGGUCCGCCGCAGUACCAGUCUUCCUCGAAGAUUUAGACGCCACUAAGCCCGUGUUCUCCGACUUUAACAUCAUUUCUGGAACGUCCAUGGCAUGCCCUCACGCUACUGGAGCUGCGGCGUAUGUCAAGUCGAUCCAUCCUGACUGGAGUCCAGCGGCAAUCAAGUCAGCACUAAUGACCACAGGUAAAUCAAAGGGAAAAAAAAAACAAGAGAGAAAAAAAAUUCAUACCUCAGUGCGUGAUCUUCUUCCAGCAAAAAGAAAAAUUUCCAUACCUCGAGGCUGUUCUAAACUGUGUGAUCUUCUUCUUCUUCCAGCGAAAUCCGUUGACAACGAAAAGAAGCCUUUGAAAGACUUUGAUGGAAGCGACGCAACUCCAUUCGCGUUUGGAGCCGGCCAGAUAAGUCCUCUCGACGCGGCAAAUCCAGGACUCGUCUAUGACACCAGCGUGGAGGAGUAUCUCCUCCAUCUCUGCGCGAGUGGAUACAACGCCACGCAAAUCGCCGUGAUCUCUGGUCGCACCGUAAGGUGUCCCGAAUCGCCUGGAGCACCAAAGUUAAACUAUCCGUCAGUGACAAUCCCGGAGCUCAAGAACCAGACCAGCGUGGUAAGAACAGUGACCAAUGUAGGAGCUCCAAAAUCCGUGUACCGAGCAAUCGGAUCCCCGCCUCUCGGAAUCGAGCUGAUCGUAUCGCCUGGAACGCUGGCGUUCAAUGCCACCGGACAGAAGAUCGCCUACACCCUGACGUUCGUACCUCUUCAAAAUCUAUCCAAGAAAUGGGCAUUUGGAGAGCUCAUCUGGACGAGCGAUUCCAUUUCCGUGAGAAGCCCUCUUGCUGUGAAGGGCUGA
Selaginella moellendorffii is the source of this 2067-nucleotide messenger RNA. RefSeq names its product subtilisin-like protease SBT5.3. The record is from RefSeq and is a predicted model, not a curated record. Gene Ontology annotation, molecular function: serine-type endopeptidase activity. Gene Ontology annotation, biological process: proteolysis. Lineage: Eukaryota; Viridiplantae; Streptophyta; Lycopodiopsida; Selaginellales; Selaginellaceae. The coding region runs from base 1 to 2067 and encodes 688 amino acids. The transcript has 6 exons.